AGACUAUCGUAGGAAACACCGUUUCUCGACUGGAAACGGGUAAAGGCACUUUAAUUGGAGAAAUGGUGUUUGCCUAGUAACGAUUGACGAACUGCAGAAUGCGAUAACGAAAAUAAUAUAAGCGGAUGCUCAACGAUCGUAUCCAGUAAUCGCUCUCUUAUCACCGAGGUGUGGCAGGCAGCGUAGAAUUGCCCGUUCGAUUCCGUGUCUCGGCGAUCUUUCAAACAAAGCUUAGAGUGUUAUACUGACUCUGUCGCAAGGAACAAUUGUAAGCAACAUCCGCUCGAUCUUCGCGAGAUAAAGCGUCAACGAACGGGCAGGAAAAGGGGGGAAAAAAAAAGGGAAAAAUGGCAGACGAGAAAACUGUGUCGGACGAGCGAUUGCUCGGUUAUUUACACGCAUACGCGAAAACCAUCGAGCUGACGGCUCCGAAAUUUCGCAUAAUCGAGGGCACCAGCAAGGGCGAUAAUUACGUUGGCCUCAUUUAUCGCGUCACGAUCGAGAGCAUCGAGAACGGCGAAGUCAAGAAAAUCGAUCUUAUACUGAAAACUACGCAGAUUAACGCCGACGCUCUGCUGGAGGACAACAAUGUCGCACAGUUGUUCAAGCGCGAGAUAUUCUUCUAUCGAGAGGUGUUGCCCAUUUUCAAAGAGACUAUGAAGGGACGCGGCGAAUUUGUCGACCGCUUCCCUAUUUUAUACGACGCUAAUGACGAGUCCGGAAAACAGUUCCUGAUGCUGGAAAAUCUAACGCCCCAAGGUUUUAUGAUGGCCAAGUCAAAAAUUAUGGAUUAUCCGCAUCUCAGCUUGGCGUUACGAUGCUUAGGUGAAUUGCACGCGUACAGCUUUAUUACGCGUUCCGCGAAUCCGAUGGGCUUCGAGAAAUUAAAACGGAUGCAAGAACCCUUGUUUUCUCAAGAAUUGGCUGAAAAAAAAGCCGAUAAAGAUAACAUUAGUAAUAUUGUUACACAACGGCUCACCAAUGUCAUAUUGAAGGUUUUAGCAAACGAAGACAAACAUUAUUUCGAAAGGUACCAACGAUUCGUAGAUAAUAUAACGCAGAACAUGAUUGAUGCAACUGAUGGAAAAGCCGCUGAGCCAUACGCCGUUGUAAACCACGGUGACUCGUGGACCAACAACAUACUCUUCAAAUACGAUCAAGAUAAAAAUCCGUGCGACUUGCGUUUCAUAGACCUUCAGAUAUGUCGUUACGCGUCUCCCGUUUUAGAUCUAAUUUAUGUACUCUUCUGCUGCUGCACGCAAGAAACAAGGAGUAAAUAUUUCGAUCAGUUAAUACACGAAUAUUACGAAACACUAUCCAAGUGUAUCGAAAGAGCCGGUUACGACCCUAAAAUCCUCUUUCCUUACGAGGUAUUGUCCCAACAUUUUACCAAAUUUGGGAAAUACGCGGCGGGAAUGGCUACUUACACUGUACAUAUAAUGACUAGUAAUGGUUUGGACAUAAAAAGUACAUAUGACAAUGAUACGCUCCAAGAUAGAGUGCAAAAUGACAGUCUUUAUAGAAGUAUGUUAAUAGGCACUUUUAAGGAUCUCGUCGACAGAAAUUAUAUAUAAAUCAAUACUUUUACGAUAAUAUUGACAUCACGGGUACUAAAAACAAAGGAUCUUUAAUAUGACAAAUCUUGAGAUUAAAAGUAAAAUGCUUUAGUAUAUUAAACUUACAAUUAAAAACCAGUGUAACUGUACUACUAUAAGUCUGCUUAAUCGAGUUAAAGGAAUUUCAUUAACAAUGAUUUAUUUACAUAGACGUAACUUGUAAAAGUUAUUUGUCUUAUUUUAUGCUGAAAUAUCAUUUGAAAUAUCAGACAUAGAUAUCGCUGUUGACUUUUAAUAAACAAAAAUUUCAUUAUUAUUUCGGUCACUAAGAAUUUGCCGGUCACUAAUAAUUGCGCGAUAUAUAUAAUUUUUUUAUAAUUUUUUUACUGUACAGUAAAAUUGUUGCUUAUAUAAAUUUGUAACAUCUAUAUAUCUUUUCAUCAUUUGAAUCCACUCGAACUUUGAUAAAUCAGUUUUUAUAAACAAUUUCACUCAGGCAAAGGCGGAAAUUGUAUAAGAGAUAUAUUUUAAAAUGAAAUAUACAAUCUCAAAUAUACAAAAUAAAGACAAUCUACUACAUUGUUUGGUAAUAAAAGGAAUACUAGUUUAGUGAUAAUAUUUUAGCUCUAGUAAUAAGGUCUUCUUGGAUUAUUCUGAAAAAGAAAACGUAGUAAUUAAAAGCCAUUAGAUAUU
Messenger RNA from Temnothorax curvispinosus, 2249 nucleotides. RefSeq lists its product as uncharacterized. The record is from RefSeq and is a predicted model, not a curated record. The coding region runs from base 348 to 1574 and encodes 408 amino acids. Lineage: Eukaryota; Metazoa; Arthropoda; Insecta; Hymenoptera; Formicidae. The transcript has 5 exons.